UUGAGGAGCUCUGACAGAGCCACUGCCAGCUUAUUACCAAAAAAAAAAAGAACCUGACAGGUGGAAAAAAAAAAGCAAGGAAAUAAGCUCAAGAAGAAGACCCACAAGAAACUGCUGUAGGGGAGAUUUUAAAGGAAAACUAUUUAGAAAGGUAAAAGUCUGUAAGAGUGUUGGCAUUUGUAGUGUCAGUUUUACAGCAGUUGUAGGAAGUGAGUAAACUGAGAGAGUUUUUGGGACAUUUUCUUCAAUCGUUUUGGCCAAAAAAUCAAAAGCCAGCAUGUCCCUGGAGGUGAAGGAGAAGACCCAGGUGCGUUUAGUGUUUCUGGGGGCAGCAGGAGUGGGCAAAACGGCCCUGAUCCGACGUUUCCUCCAAGACACAUUUGAGCCCAAACACCGACGCACAGUUGAGGAGCUGCACAGUAAGGAGUAUGACAUCGGCGGGGUCAAGGUCACAGUGGAGAUCCUGGACACCAGUGGCAGCUACUCCUUCCCUGCCAUGCGCAAGCUCUCCAUCCAAAACAGCGACGCCUUCGCACUGGUGUACGCUGUGGAUGACCCUGAAUCACUGGAGGCUGUCAAGAGCCUUCGAGAUGAGAUCCUGGAGAUCAAGGAGGACAAGUACACGCCCAUUGUGGUGGUGGGGAACAAGGUGGACCGGGAGGAGGAACGUCAGGUGUCCAGUGACGACGUGCUGUCAACUGUAGAGCUGGACUGGAACAACAGUUACCUGGAAGCUUCGGCAAAGGAGAACGCCAACGUGGUGGAGGUGUUCAAGGAGCUCCUGCAGCAGGCGAACCUUCCAAGCCGCCUCAGCCCUGCGCUGCGCAGACGCAGGGAGACCUUUCCGAAAGACACCAACUUCCGGCCACCCAUGAACAAGACCAACAGUUGUAUUCUGUCGUAAUGAGAGACAGACAGAGGAGGAGAGAUGUUUUGUUUUAAAUGAAGGGACAAGAGAUGAGAGGCUGGAGGGUAUAUUGUGAAACUCAGUGCUGCUGGACAGAGUCUGGACUUCAGUCUGCGUUGGUGUAAAGUGAAGAGCUGCCUGAUUGUGAUGAGUGAUCUGGACCGACGAAGACACUUUGGGGUUCAGAACUGAGAAAGAAAAGAAAAAAAAAACUGAAGAGCAGAAUGGUGUUAUCGCUGGACU
Molecule: messenger RNA, 1150 nt
Organism: Toxotes jaculatrix (banded archerfish)
Lineage: Eukaryota; Metazoa; Chordata; Actinopteri; Toxotidae
Product: GTP-binding protein Rhes-like
Exons: 1
Coding region: 278-904 (208 amino acids)
Molecular function (GO): GTPase activity; GTP binding
Source: RefSeq, a predicted model, not a curated record